Malania oleifera is the source of this 900-nucleotide messenger RNA. RefSeq lists its product as uncharacterized. Bases 1 to 900 code for a protein of 299 amino acids. The transcript is spliced from 5 exons. The record is from RefSeq and is a predicted model, not a curated record. Lineage: Eukaryota; Viridiplantae; Streptophyta; Magnoliopsida; Santalales; Ximeniaceae.
AUGGAGAGGAGAUCACUAUGGAGGUGGUCAGGGACAGAUGAUGGGCCGUGGUGGUUUCAUGGUGGACGAGCUGCUCCUACCUGUCCUAGAUGUGGCCGCAGACAUCCAGGUGAAUGCAGGAUGGGUAAGGACAUCUGUUACCAUUGUAGGAGACCCGGGUACAUAUCUUGGUCAUGUCAAGGAUUGACAGCUCAAGCACCAGCUCCCAGACCAUAUCGGGGUGGUUAUCAAGUGCCUCGUGGAGGACAGCAGAGGAACACAACAUCGGUGAGAGUGUACGCGUUGACACCAAGUGACGCUGAUGCAGCUGGAGACAUAGUUACAUGUGCCACCCACUCUUUUGUUUCUGCGGUAUAUGCUAAAUUAAUGGGGUAUGAGGCACAGUUAUUAGAUAUGGGGUUAGCUAUAGCUACGUCGACUAGGCCAGUGGUGAGAUGUAGAAGGGUACUUAGGAGAUUUCCAGUAACUAUUCAGGGAAAUAUAUUGCCAGCUGAUUUGGUGAUAUUAGAUACGCAGGGGUUUGAAAUCAUUCUGGCUAUUCAGGUGAGAAAAUUGAUCCAAGAAGGCUACCAGGGAUUUGUUGCUUACAUCAAGGAAUCAUCGAAAGAAGAAUUGAAACAAGCAAAUGUCCCUGUAGUUAGAGAAUUCUCAAAUGUAUUCCCAAAGGAAUUACCUGGUAUUCCACCAAACCGUGAAGUUGAGUUUACUGUGGAUCUUCUACCGAGGUCAGCGCCAGUUUCUUUUCUUGGCCAUGGGAUCUCUAAGGCAGGUGUAUCUAUUGAUCUGAGUAAGAUAGAGGUUCCUCUAUUUCCCACCAUGUAUCAUGAAUAUAAGAAUCCCAUAGAAGAGGCUCUAGAGUCAAAGAGGAACCAGACUCUUGAAGGUGAUGCUUUACCUUGA